Messenger RNA from Cyclopterus lumpus (lumpfish), 5643 nucleotides. It is a transcript of the gene smcr8a, whose product is annotated as Smith-Magenis syndrome chromosome region, candidate 8a. The coding region runs from base 659 to 3499 and encodes 946 amino acids. Gene Ontology annotation, cellular component: guanyl-nucleotide exchange factor complex. The record is from RefSeq and is a predicted model, not a curated record. Lineage: Eukaryota; Metazoa; Chordata; Actinopteri; Perciformes; Cyclopteridae. The transcript has 3 exons. Gene Ontology annotation, molecular function: GTPase activator activity.
AGUCACCUGACAAGACUCCAACCAGCUGGGUAAACAUGGCGUCUGUCUCCGGCUGUGGAAAUUACAUGUAGCGCUUCUGUCUGUUAGCAGUCUGUCGCACCAACGUCCUGAACACAGUAACGCGCCGGAGACGACGCGAGAAGACACGAAGGGGAGAAGGACAGCGGCGCCUCACUGAUGCUGCUUGUAUCGCUCUCUCAGCAUCCAGCAUGAAUGGUCUGAUGCCUGCACGCACCUCCUGAUCGGCGCAAGAUAUUUGCUUUUGUUAACAGAGACACUGAUUUGUGUUUCGGUCGAGGUGUCUACUUUUAGAAAAAUAAGAAUACAAAUAUCAAAGCUCUUGUUCGAGGGACUCUGUUCUGAAGGGUUGGAGCUGACAUUUGGGCCCACUCUGCUCUGGGACCCCCCCUCCCCCUUUUUUUCUCCUUUAAAAAAAAAAAAAUGACAAUCAGCUGGAUGUUUGUGUGUGUGGACCCUCUCCAUCUCUGGACCCCAAGCAUCUCCAUCUUUUUUUAACCUCACAAACAAAUGUGCGGCAGGAUGGUCAAUCUGACUGCACUUCAUAUGGUUGCCCUCCACCACUGCGCUCCGACAGCUGGUUUAUGAUUGUUAGUCGACAGUGUGUUGUGUUUCUCAUGAUUUGCUCAACAACACCACUAUGAUAGGCUCACCUGACGUGGUGGCGUUCACUAAAGAGGACGAGUAUGGGCAGACGACUCCGGACCCCUGGGCUCUCCCUGAGGAGUUCUCUGUCCCUCUCCAUCCUCUGGUUGACUCAAACCCCUGGGCCAAGACCUCCUAUGCCAAGUUCACCAAAGACUUCAUCCUCAUCUCUGAGUUCUCUGAGCAGGUGGGCCCUCAGCCUCUCCUCACCAUUCCUGAUGAGCCCAAAGUCUGCGGCACCUUCGAUCUCAACUACUUCUCCCUGCGCAUCAUGUCAGUGGACUACCAGGCCUCUUUUGUGGGACAUCCACCUGGCAGUGGCUACCCUAGGCUCAGUUUUGUGGAGGACUCGAGAGUAGUGCUAGGCGACUCCAAGGAGGGGGCGUUCGCCUACGUCCAUCACCUUACCCUUUACGACCUGGAGGCGAGGGGCUUUGUGCGACCCUUCUGCAUGGCGUACGUGUCGGCAGACGAGAGGAAAAUCAUGCUGCAGUUUCGGGAGCUGUCGCUCCGCUUCUCGCAGGCCUCUGAGUGUCUGAAGGCUGGGAACAGGAGAGCGUUUGCCAAGGAACUCCAGAGGAAGCUCCGAGACCUGGAGUACACUCACUCCGUGCUGCAGCGGGAGGAGGGCCUGCAGAGAGAGGCGGGGCCUCAGUGCAUGUACUCCGCUCAUGCUGUGGAGAAGGCCAACGAGCUUGCAAACGUGGAAAAGAGCAUCUAUGAACAUAGAGACCUGCUGAGGCAGAUCUGCUCCUACCAUCACCGCCCACGCAGAGAUCCUCACGCCGUCACCUGCCAGAAGUGUAUCACCGAGUGCUUGAGUGAGUGCGAGCAGCUGUUCGACAAAUACGCCAAGCUCGCCAACCCCUUCAGUUACACCAGCAAACGGGGCAAGAGGGAGGACGGGCAGGUUGAAGACGAAGGAGGUGGAGAAGAAGUGGAUGAGGGGGAAGACGAGGGCGGGAAGCGCAGGCCGUCCUACACGCCACAGCUGAUCAAAGCCAAGUCACCAAAGUGCUUCGACAAGCGCCUGAAGACCCUGGCGGAGCUGUGUGACAAUACUUUUUACGAGGCCACCGUGGAGCUCCUGAAGGAGACUGAGAGGAGUUUCCGGGGCGACCUGUGUUACCUGCACACCCGCCGCCUGGACAAGGCACUGCGCAGGAAGCAGAGAAUGACCAACUUCCUGUUUGAGGAGGACCUCGGAGAUGAUGACGAGGAUGAAGGGGGAACACUAAGACCAUUCUGUGCUGUCAACCAUGCUGUAGAUAACUUUACGCUAUUAAGUCCCCCUCCUAUUGUGCUAGGACCAGAACCUCUAGAGCUUGAUGCUCUGGAGCCUCCAGAUCCUCUAGACCCAGCCUCUGGGACCAGCCACACUCAAGAGAGUGAGCUUGGGCUUGUGGAGAGCCACCUGGAGUCCUCCCCCUCAGACCAAACUCUGGAGACCCAGGGGAGCUCGGAGGAAACCAAAGGAAGCUUUAGCAGCGAUAAGAGCGGGACGGGUCUAGCAGUGAGGCAACAGAAUGUGGCUUGUAUGAAGUCAGAUGCUCCUGAUCCUGAUCCUGAUUCUGACUUGACCCCUGACCCAGACCACAACAUUGACCUGGAGAGGGAGAGCAGCAGUGAAGAGAUUGAGACCACCGCUGGGGAGGAUGAGGGAGACGGGACACCUGUGUCCUUGCUGGAAGUGGUGUCUGAGCUGGAGGCCAGCAGAGAGGAUGAGUGUGAUGGGCUAACUAAUGGGGCUUGUGAGAUGCAGUCUGACUUGCUGGUUCCUUUGGACACAGCGUGCUGUAUGGCCCAAGAGGGUUUUCUUUAUGAGGCCUCUGCCCCAGAGGCGGUGCCUCGUCCUGGCCAAAGCUCCCACCUACAGCCCUGUCAAACCCCGGUGGUCAACCAGGAGCCCCAGGCACUGCUUCAUCUCCAGGACGACUACACGGUGGGCUCGCCAUCCUCGCAAAGCCCUGCGGCUGGGCUGGAGCUGCCUGUGGAGCUCCUUGGAGAUGCAGAUUCCCGAACCUCAGUGGGAGAUGGGUUUGACUGUACCAUGAGUGCGUCUACAGGGUCUGAUCGGGCUGCUUCACCUCUGGGCUAUGGGGGCGUGGUGACCCUGCGUCAGAGGAAGAAGGCUGGACAGGGAGCCUUGAGGUUUGUCCGACAGUACCCCUUUGCCAUGCAAGCGCUGUGGUGUCUUCUGAGCGGCAGAACACUGGUGGUGCUCGGGGCAGAUGAGGGGAUGGUCCGCCGUCUGGUUGCUGCUCUGGCCCUCUUCGUGCCUGGUCCUGGGAAGUGUGGAGAGAAGGUUCAAGCCUGGCUGUCCUGCCCCUUCACCCUUACUGACCUGCAGAGGUGGAAACUCAUUGGAUUGCAACGAGUGGCGUCCCCUGUGGGCUCCAGCAUGCUGUACUCUCUCUCUCGAUACAGUCGCUACAUCUCCAUCCUGGAUGCCGACCAGAAGACCUUGCGCUGUCCGUCGUAUCGGGGCCAACUCCUUGCCAAAAUAGCCGACCACCGCACCUACAUCCGCCGCGGCUCCACCUUCUUCCUUCACUUGCAGAGCACGCUCUGUCACCUAGCGGCCAAGGCCUUCCUGUUUACCUUCACCCACCACCUCCACCUGCCGGUCAGCUCCACAGAAGGGCCCAAGGUUGUAGAGGGCAGACGCCUCUGCUUCCUGCAGGAGCAGCUGGGGCUGGGAGAAGAGGACAGCCAGAUACUGCUCUACCUCAGCCAGCUCAUCACUCAGCAGUACCUCCAGCCGGCCACCGGGGGCAGAGCAUCGGCAACUUGUUUUAGUUUUAACUACACCACCAGCGUUUUAUACAAAAUCUGAUAUCGUAUUGGGGCGAGGAUUCCCCACACACGUUUUAGCAAAAGUCAUCUUUGACUCAUGGUUUUUAAUGGACCAAAGGCGAUCCUAAAAGGUCCACGAACAUUUUAGUUUCAGGACAAACUUCUGCACUGGUUAUUGUUUUAUCUGUGUAAUCUCUCUCCGCCUUGCUGUCUUCUUCUCUGGUCUUUCUCUUUCCUCAGCGUGCAGGAAAAAGGAGUCCGAGUGAGUUGUGAAUGUCACUGAGCGGUUCACUUUGCCUGAAUUUAGUCCAGAGCACGUUGACACUCACAAAAACACAAAACGCAGCAGACGAAGGUCGCUUCUACUUAUUGUCCGAUGAGUCAUUUGUGUGCGCCGUUUGCACUGGCUUGUUUAAGGUCAGUCUCCAUCCCUCUCCUCACCACUCACACUCACACUCACACUCACACACUCACACUCACACACACACUCUCACACACUCACACUCUCUCAAUCCAACAUGGCUGUCUGUGCUGUACGUGCUGGUCUGACCUCAGCCAGCUCGCUAACGGGUCAAAUCAUAGCUCUGUGAUAACACCUACUAAUCACUGAGUCUGUUGUUUUUACGCUAUGAUAUAAUCUUGGUUAUGUAUAAACAUGUUUUUCAACCCGCUUGCAUAUGCUGACAUGUUCUGCCUGUGGAGAACAGACACCUCUCUGAAUCUGUCCGUGAAACCUUCUUAGCACUGCGCAGGCUUGUUACAGCUGGUUUUGUGACAUGCCUCUCUCUCUCUCUUUGAGAACUACCACUUAACUUCCAAAGGCCAAAUCCUUUUUCUUUUAAUAUUUCUUUUGUGAAUCAAAUUUUAACCCACAUUCCCACAGUAAUCUGUCACGUUGUUGGAUUGUAGCUCAGAAGAUUUGACUUUUGAUAGCAUGGAGUAAACAUUCCCAGCUUUCAGGUCGCGAUGCAUGAGGAAGUGUAUUUGCUGUAUGAAUUAUAGUUCCGGUCGGCCCCGCGUGAUAUUUGCAUGUCCCGAAAUAACGUCAUCGCGAUACAUACUCACCCAUGUUGGGCCAGCGGCAGGCAAAACCUGUCACUAUAAUGUGCUGGCAAACAUUUUUCAUGGAUUUUACUCACACGGUCUAGAACAUUUUAAAAGCUACUUAACCUAAAUGUAUUGAAUUCACUGUUGUCUUAAAGUUGUGUGAGGGUGUUGUGGUGUCAGCAUGAGACUGUCUUGUGCCGGGGUGAAUCGCCUUAGUGAUACUAUUUCUGUUUUGUUGUGUAUUUGAGUGAACUGACUCGGAGAAGAUGCUGAACAUUUUGAGGAGAAGUUGCUGAGACAGUGAUGUUGUGUUUGUGAAGAUGUUACUUUGGGGGGGAUAAUUUCUUGUGCCAUCAAAAGUAAUAUUAUUAUUUUCUUUUCUUCUGAACAACCCUUGCUGGAAGUGUUAUUUGAACUGAACAAAACUCAACUGUAUUUAUUUAUUUAUUUAGGACAAGUUGACCAUCAUGCUGAGAAUGCCCCGAUUUCCUCUUUGGAGGAUGUUGGAGAAUUUCCCAGUUGGGUAAAAAAAAAAAAGAAGAAGUUGGGCCAGUGAAACGACACUGAACAAGCGUAUUUUAGAUAUUACUGUUCCAAAUUCUGUGAUGUCAGUGAUGGAGCUGUAAUCCUGUACUUAGAAUGGUAACUGUACUUGUGACUGCAUGGUCAGAGUUUUAAUGUGAAAGGUCAAACAAUGUCGACCAUGGAACAAGACACUUUUUUUUUUUUUCUUAAAUGGCAUAUGCUUUUAACUAACAGCAACGUCACAUUUUGUAUUAUAGCUAAUGUAUUAUUUUAUUUAUUUUAUGCCACAGGUUACGUCUUUUCUUUCUUUUGAAUAACACAUUUUACUGCUAAGUUACUUUUUUUAAUUAAUUUUUUUAAAUAUGUUGUCCCUCUAAUGCAAAAAGUUGAAUGUAAUCUGAAUAAGCCAUACCACAGUGUGCUUAACACGUCGUCACUCAGUGUCCUUAUGUUGCCAUAUCAUGCCCACCUAAUCCAUUGAGUGUUUCGCUCACUUCGGCCCUGUGAGACGUCGCUGUUGCCAGUGAUUUUAAAGAAGCACGUUGUGAAUGUCUUGAUGCUUUUAUGUAAAUGUUGAUGAAAUUCAUUUAUUCCAUUAAAUUAUUUGAAUCC